Messenger RNA from Fusarium vanettenii 77-13-4, 1926 nucleotides. RefSeq lists its product as uncharacterized. The coding region runs from base 1 to 1926 and encodes 641 amino acids. The transcript has 2 exons. The record is from RefSeq and is a predicted model, not a curated record. Lineage: Eukaryota; Fungi; Ascomycota; Sordariomycetes; Hypocreales; Nectriaceae.
AUGAGACUCCCGACACUCCUCCUAGCGGCCGCCGCGGUGGCCCGAUCCUCGCUCGUUGACAGAGGGCAGGUUGUCAGUCUCGGAGGCAUCAACUACUACGUUGGCGGCAUCGUGGUUGGCCAGCUUGGAAGCGGCUGCACUAAAAAGGCCAUUCUCUCUGAAGCGGCCAUUCCGGGACUCGACUUAUUCCCGAUGACUAUUUUGGAGACUUCUGCUGAAUACGCUAGUGAUGACGACGUUUUCCAGCCCGCCUUCCUCGAGACGAUCUACCUUCAAUCUCGUGGCUCCAAGCCCCCGACGGUAAACAGCUCGGUGCUUUUAGAGCAUCUUGAGGAGCUUAACACGACUCUCUUCGUAUCCUCCGGCGGCAUCCUCGGCAGCGAAGACAAAUUCGUUACCAGCACCAUCAGCCCCAGUCUUCCCAAGGGCCCCUACUUCGUCUCUGCUCUCACCGGAAGCAUCUUCAAGGCCCAUAGACUUUAUGAUGACGAUUACUUGGCUUUCGUGCAGGGUGUCGUCAGCGAUGAGGCAGGCAGCUACUUUUCUCUCCCGGCUGUUACGCAGAAUGUCAUGGCCAAGUCCAUCGCUGUCCCGUCCAGGCUCUACUAUACCCAGACGGACGAUCAGCCGCUCGCCGGACUGCGCUUGGGUGUCAAAGACAUUUUCCAUGUAAAGGGCGUGGCCACCAGUGGUGGAAACCGGGCUUACUUCUACCUAUACGGGAAUCAAAAUAACACGGCCCCUUCGAUCCAACGCUUGAUUGACCUCGGCGCGGUGCUGGUUGGCAAGAUGGGAACGGUGCAAUUCGCCAACGGCGAUAGGCCGACAGCUGACUGGGUCGAUUUGCACUCGCCCUUCAAUCCUCGAGGAGACGGAUAUCAGGUUCCCAGUGGAUCAUCUUCAGGACCGGGUGCUGGUAUCGGCGCCUACGAGUGGCUCGACUUGGCCGUCGGUAGCGACACCGGAGGAUCGAUGCGUGGACCUGCCGGCUCCCAGGGGGUUUUUGGCAACCGGCCGUCGACUGGUGCCAUUUCGUUGGAGCAUGUCAUUCCGUUGAGUCCUGUCUCGGACACAGCUGGAAUUUUUGCCAGGAGCGGCAAGCUCUGGGCCCGAGCAGUUCAGGCAUGGUAUCCCGACUUCCAGUCUAAUUACAGUUCCUAUCCCCAGUCCAUCUACCGACCCACCGUCAUGCAAGGCGCCUGGUCCGGCAGCCCAGCGACCCCAGAGGCGGUCGCACUUAUGAGUGCCUUUGUCACAGGUCUUGAGGAUUUCCUCGGGGUUACGUCUACUCCGGUCAACUACACCCAGCGCUGGAGUGAGAGCCAUGGCGAUGCCCCUGCCAGCCUUGCCGAUAUGCUCUACCUCACCUAUGGAGUUAUGGUCUCCCACGACCAGUGGCAGAUGCUCGGAAAGCCCUUCUUCGACGAUUAUGCGGCAAAGCAUGACGGGCGGACGCCGUAUAUCAACCCCGGACCUCUGGCGAGGUGGCGAUGGGGCCAGGCCAAUGCCACGGACGAAGUGUACGCCCAAGGCUUGCGCAACAUCUCCACCUUCAAGAACUGGUGGGAGACGGAAGGAUUUGGUCGCCACGACCCCGAGUCCUGCUCCGAGGGUGUAUACAUCUAUCCGUGGUCUACGGGCGACCCGGCCUACCGCGACGAGUACAACUUUGCCGCUCCAUCAAGACCACCUCUUGGGUUCGACGAUUCAUCCAUCCCGGUCAUGGCUGGAGCCCCAGAGGUCGUUGUGCCCAUCGGUGAAGUGCCCUUCAACAGCACGAAGACGAUGCACACCGAGUACCUGCCGGUGACCAUGGGCCUCAGGAUGGCACGUGGCUGUGAUGAUGUUCUCGCAAGGCUCGUCGGCGAUCUCGAGGACGCAGGGGUCUUACGUGCGGUUUCUGCCGGGAAAAGACUUUACCCUUAA